Molecule: messenger RNA, 576 nt
Organism: Aspergillus terreus NIH2624
Lineage: Eukaryota; Fungi; Ascomycota; Eurotiomycetes; Eurotiales; Aspergillaceae
Exons: 4
Coding region: 1-576 (191 amino acids)
Source: RefSeq, a predicted model, not a curated record
AUGACAGACCAGUUUGCGUUUACGUACCCCUCGCCCCUGGAGGGGUACGAGAAUCUCGAACCGCUUCCAGAUGAGCGAAACGACGACGGCAAAUCAUACAAGAACUCCCAGCAUGGCGUCCUGAGUAAAGCAUACGAGGAGUUCCCGGACCCUCUGACCAAGGGCCGACGGGGCGGCUUCGACAUCCACAUCUACCAUUUCCAGGUGAUUCCCCAAAGCAAGCAUACCAACCCGGACCAAGCGGCAUAUGCAAAGGCGCUGUGGGAGCGGAUCCGACGUGAAUUUCCCGAGCUCAGGAUCUACCAGUUCUUUGAUCGGCCAAUUGGACCGCACCCUGUGGCGAUGUUUGAGGUGAAUCUGUUCACGCCGGCGCAGUUCGGAGCGUUUAUUCCCUGGCUGGUUAUCAACCGCGGGCCGUUGAGCGUGCUGGUGCAUCCGAACACGACGGAGGAGGAGGAGGAGCGGAAUCAUACCCAGCGGGCGACGUGGUUGGGAGAUCGCAUUCCGCUGGAUCUGCGAUUAUUUAAGCUGAUGAAGGCGAAGAGGGAGCAGGAUCUGGCUAAGAAGAAGGAUUAA